ACUUGCAUGAAGUUUAAAGAGAGUCCCUGAUGACAGUCUGAAGACAUCUCCAGCCAUAGGAGGCCUUACUGCUGCUUUGCUGCUGCUGCCGCCACUUGGACGUGGGCUGCUCGGAGCCUCAGGAAGAUUGGACUGGAGCAGACACGGAGACCUGAGGAAGGGCUGAACCUCUCUGUGCAGCAAUGAUGGAUCUCCAUGUCAAAGAGGUCAAGGCUAGCAGCAGGAGGAGGGAGUGGAGCUGGCCUCUGUGGUUGGAGAGGCCGGUGAGUCUGUCUCUCAGCGCUGCAUGGCUGCGAUGGCGCCCGCUCUCACAGAAGCGGCAACCGAAGCUCACCACAGGUUCAAACUGGCGACGCCUUCCUCCUCCCUAUCUCCGCCGGCCCCUGCAGACAGCGAGAACGGCAACCCCGUCAACAGCAACGCCAAGCGGAAAGCCUUCGCCGACGACCACGGCCUGGAUUUUCGAAACAAUCCCAGGAACGAAGAUCGGUGCAAGCUGCAGCCUCUGGUGCCCUCGUAUUGCUGCCUGGAUGCAGCAUCUCGACCUCCUCCUCCCCCAGAAUCGGUGAAGCUGCAGGCAUCGUUCAGUAAGCGCGCUGUAAUUAAAUCGCACACCAUACUGUCCCAUUCCUUGCUGGACACGGGCGUGCUUAGGACUGAGCUACUUGGCGGACAACCAGCCUUGGAAUUUUCUCCUGGUCUCUUGAAAACGAUGAACACAAACAGCACCCAGGCUGCACUGCUGCCUCCCCCACAACCACCAGUCAACGGGUUGGCGAAGAAGUCCAGUGCCGGCCUACGGCAGGAUUCUGACCUAAACAAUGCAGGGACAGGGGGGAAGCCCCUUCCCUCAAUGUUUACCAGCUCUGGGUCCAACCAGCUGGACGAUUCUGGUAAGCUACCGACUGAGGUGUCCAAUAAUAACCCAAUGAAAAAGUGUGUGGCCGGGGAGCAGGGUAACUUCAGUAAAGAAUUCAGCACUAGCGAUGAGGGUUUGCCCAAAUCGCAAGCUCCCAGGCUUCAAGAGCUUGGCGGCAAUGGUAUUAACACUGUGUCCAGAUCUUCAACACAGGUCUCAGCCAGUGGGGUUUCUGGAAGUACUGAUGGCGGAAAGAAGUGUUCUGUCCCCAGAAUAAAUCCUGUUAGCAUUAGCACUCUGGAUACUGAGGUUCACAGUCGGACAUUGGUGGCUCAGGCCAGGCAAACGGAGAUUGAGAGGAGGGCAUGCAGGCUCCGGAAACGACUUGAAGUUGUUCAGGCGAAGCAGGUAGAGAGGCACGUGCAGCAGCAGCUGGGAGGGUUCGUGGAGAAGACCUUACACAAGCUUCCGCAUUUGGACUGUCUGAAAUACCAGGACGGGGCCCUGCGUAAUCAGCAGUCCGUUUUUGCCCGAAAGUCCGACUCUGCUGCGCGGAAAGGAGGCGAAAGCACUUCGGAAACGCUGGCCAACUUCUUCAAGAGCAUCACGGUGUCGAAGGGACUGGAAAAGUUUGUUUCGAGCUCCGAUUCCAAGCUACGGUUCACAGAGAAUGCCUUUGACUCGGAUGUUACGGAGAGCAGUUCUGGCGGCGAGUCUGACAUUGAAGAGGAAUCGUUGAGCUCGGUCGAGGUGGAGCAAUAUCACACACCGCUACGGCAACGAUCAGAAUGGAGGUGGGCUGUCGAACGAGCCGCGAUUGUGAGUCGCUGGAACUGGCUUCAGGCUCACGUAUCAGAUCUGGAGUACCGCAUCCGGCAACAGACAGACAUCUACAGGCAAAUCCGGGCCAACAAGGGUUCGAUUGCGCUCGGAGAUUCUGCACCCCCAGAUGACUCGAGCCGGCUUACAGCAAGCAACCCAGAUGGCGUCGAUUGCGUCUCUCACAAUGAAGUGAAGGCCAAUGGCCCGGGCAGCAAUCCGUCUUCACUGCCCAAAAUCCUGGGUAAACAGGUCCUUCUCCCUAUUCAUCCUGUAGAAAAUAUGACCACGUGUUCCACACCAACGGAGCUCACACCCACAAAGCCCUGCAUCCACCCCAGGCCGGUCAACGGAGUGGUCAACAGUGUCCACAACCUGCUUCCGGACAGCAGUUCCACCGACAGCUCAGAUGCGGAGGAGCUGUUGAACAAGAAGCAGAGGCUAAUCAUGCUGCCCGCACCUCCCGAUAACACCUGUGUGGCAGCCAGAGCCCGUCCAGUGCUGAGCUGUAAGAAGCGAAGGCUAGUCAGGCCCAACAAUGUCCAACCUCUCAGCAGGAAGGUGCAGCGUCCCCUCACAGUGAAGUGUAACUGUGACGUCACCACCUCGUGCAUCAUGUGCGGCUCCAGGAAUCCCGUCUCGCAGGAGCAUCACUACGACAUGCCUGUGUCGGAGCGCCUGGCACUGUUAGAUCCCUGUCUGCACCCGGUCCUCUCCUUCUCCGACGAUAUCCCACUAAACACGCACUUCCAGCCUUUGCUAAAGGGCCAUUGGCAAAAUAAACCACUGGAGAGGAGCAAAGCUUCCAAAAAGCUCUCACUAAAGCACCGUGGCUUGCUAACGGGCAGCUUGUCAGACCCAUCGCGAAAACUGGCCAACUCCAUUCUCACUUCAGCCAAAUAUUCCCACAAUAAGAAUCGGACAGAGAAGACGUUUAAACAGCACUCUGAUGAUCUACUAUGUGUCUCUAAGCUGGGAAGCUCGUGCAACACACACGGGCCCGAGAGACUGCAGAACAAGAAGAGGCAGCGGGAACACUCAGCGGAAUACACAGAAGGUGGCAAACUGUCCUCAGACAUGGGGUACAGCUCGAUGGUCAGCUCCCACUCGUCCUCGCACGCUACGCUGAUGCGGCAGCUGUCCACGUCGUCAGAGAAUUCCUCACUCAGCACCUCUCAGGGCACGGGAUACACGCCGCAACCAGUGCGACGGAGGAGGGGAGAGAGUUCGUUCGACAUCAACAACAUUGUAAUCCCAAUGUCCGUGGCAGCCACCACCCGCGUGGAGAAACUGCAGUACAAGGAGAUCCUGACCCCAAGCUGGCGUGUAGUCGGUGUAAAAGCAGACUUAACGAACCACAAAAUUGAGGAAGAGGAUCAUGAGGAGAUCGAGGAUUUUUCGGAUGCCGUGAUAGCUUCUCGUCAUUCAAAGUGCGAGGAGUUUGAACGUUCCAGGUGGACUUCGUGGUCUGCGUCACCCAUUAGCUCUCAGCGGCGCGGAAGCAGAUCCUAUAAAUCAACAGACGGACAAUCGACUCCUCAGCCGAGCAACACAAACCCCUCAACCCCCCAGUCUGCAUCCCCUGACGUCAGUUUUCACAGUCUGUCAGAGCUCCCACUCACACCUUCGCCUCACAGCCCCCCUGCGCCUCCUGUCAGCCCGGACACGCUGUCCGCAGCAUUCUGUUCCCUGUCUCGAGAGAACGUGCGGCGAAUUUCAAACGAGGAUACGCGCUGUUCAACUCCAGACGGUGGUCUAGAGGAACAGACCGUCCUACCGUGGGAGAAGCGAACGUUCCCGCUGGUGUCCGAGCCGGGCACGGAGCGAGAGGAGAAUCCCGAAUCCCGGCACAGGCAGACCCGGAACAGCCGGAGAGCCUCGGGGAGCUGCAAGGCCAACAAGGAGGCGGAGAGCAGUCCGCCCCAACCUCCACCCCCUCCAACAACCACCCUCCAGCCCGACUGCAAACAGAGACACUCUCUCCCCCUACGACUGGCACACAGAUAGAGCAGAGAGAGCAGGAGGGAAAACAAGUUUUAGUGGUGACUACACUUUGUUCUUGACGUUUGAUAUUCAAACAUCGCACCCCACCCC
Callorhinchus milii (elephant shark) is the source of this 3772-nucleotide messenger RNA. RefSeq names its product KAT8 regulatory NSL complex subunit 1b (gene kansl1b). Lineage: Eukaryota; Metazoa; Chordata; Chondrichthyes; Chimaeriformes; Callorhinchidae. Bases 287 to 3685 code for a protein of 1132 amino acids. The record is from RefSeq and is a predicted model, not a curated record. Gene Ontology annotation, cellular component: NSL complex. The transcript has 17 exons. Gene Ontology annotation, molecular function: histone acetyltransferase binding.